Neltuma alba is the source of this 627-nucleotide messenger RNA. RefSeq lists its product as uncharacterized. The transcript has 3 exons. NCBI's taxonomy places the organism in Eukaryota, Viridiplantae, Streptophyta, Magnoliopsida, Fabales, Fabaceae. Bases 29 to 289 code for a protein of 86 amino acids. The record is from RefSeq and is a predicted model, not a curated record.
ACCGAGAGCUUAGAAGUUCAUAGCAGUAAUGGCAGGCACUCUCUUUCGUCUAUUUCUGAUAUUUUUGGGGCUCUCUCAUCUUCUAUGCUCGAAAGCAGUCCCAAUCACAAGAACUGAAAACCUUAUGCAAGUUCCGAAGGUUCAUCUUGUUCCAGAAAAUAAGCAAGAGGUCUUUGUUAAGGAAAACCAGAGGAAGGAGGAGUCAGGUGUACGCGAGAGGAUGGACUUGGAACUUCAUGACUACUCACCAUAUGGACCUAAUCCUCGUCACACUCCAAAAGGAGCAUAAUGUGUGAAAUAUGUAUUGAUGUGUCUGUAUCGUAAGGGUGUCCCUUGUGACCUGUGAACUUUAAGUGCAGUUAUCAGGAAAAUUCUGCUUCUCAAUAACUGGCUUUAGAUGGUAAAACUCUACGAGGCAAUCAUGUGUGGGGGUGUGUGUGUGUGAGAGAGAGAGAGUAAUUUAGUGGGGUAUUUAGACUACCAAGUAAUGUUAAUCUUAGAACUACAAGCCUUUCUGUUUGUUCAAGAACUUGUCUAUGCAAGCUCAUCUGCUGUUCCCUAUCUAUCUGUCUGUCUGUCUCAAAGAACACUGGGAUUAAUAAAUUACAAAUUUCCCUUUCUGUUGUU